Molecule: messenger RNA, 783 nt
Organism: Pseudonaja textilis
Lineage: Eukaryota; Metazoa; Chordata; Lepidosauria; Squamata; Elapidae
Source: RefSeq, a predicted model, not a curated record
GCAUAGGAAUGAUUUACGAGUUGGCAUCUUUCUUUGCUUGGCAGGCGUAUCUGAGCUGCAGGAGCGCACGCUGAUCGCAGUGAAGCCGGAUGGAGUCCAGAGGAGGUUGGUGGGAGACGUCAUCCAACGUUUCGAGAAACGGGGAUUUAAACUGGUGGGGCUCAAGUUACUCCAGGCCACCGAAGGGAUCCUGGCUGAACAUUACCACGAGCUGCGCCGGAAGCCGUUUUACCACGAUCUGCUUCAGUACAUGACUUCUGGGCCUGUCGUUGCCAUGGUGUGGGAAGGUUACAACGUUGUCAAGACUUCCAGGGCCAUGGUGGGAGAGACCAACCCGGCUGAAGCCAAGCCAGGCACUGUCCGCGGUGAUUUCAGUGUCCAUGUUAGCAGGAAUGUCGUCCAUGCCAGUGACUCGGUGGAGACGGCGCAGAGAGAAAUAAGUCUUUGGUUUCGCAGCAACGAGCUGAUCAGCUGGGAUUGUUGUGAUCACAAGGUCAUGUACGAACCGUGAUGUGGCCUCUCCCAUUUCCGGACAUGGGAUCUACUACCUCGGCUCCCUCGUUGCCUUUCUGGAGGAUCGGGUGUUUUCAGCCUGGGCAUCACAGGUUUAAAUCUCAGUGGUCUUGAGAGGAGGCGAACCACAUACCAAGACUUUGCUCAAGGCAGGAAACUGUGCCAGGCCUCUCCCCAAAUGCCCGUUUUGCCAGCUGUCCAGGACCGUGCUGUUAUUUUCGGAGUACAGUUCUUCUUCAUGGGAUAUUCAUUAAAAAGAAGCUAAUUUUA